Messenger RNA from Carassius gibelio (silver crucian carp), 1378 nucleotides. RefSeq names its product interferon-inducible GTPase 5-like. Gene Ontology annotation, molecular function: GTP binding. Gene Ontology annotation, cellular component: membrane. The record is from RefSeq and is a predicted model, not a curated record. Lineage: Eukaryota; Metazoa; Chordata; Actinopteri; Cypriniformes; Cyprinidae. The transcript has 2 exons. Bases 16 to 1188 code for a protein of 390 amino acids.
UCCUGGAACUGAGAAAUGCAGAACAUGGAAAAUCAAGACCCUGCUGUUGUUGAAGUAAUAAAGGAAUCGGGCGAGUCCACUCUGGAAAAGGCUACAGCAAAAGCUAAAACAAAAUUUGACCAGUUUAUGAACGUCUCACUUAACAUCGCUGUGACUGGAAAGACAGGAUCAGGAAAAUCCUCCUUUGUAAAUGCAUUUAGAGGUCUACAGGAUGACGAUGAUGGAGCAGCACCUACUGGAGUCACAGAAACUACAGUGGAGCCCACCAUGUAUGAACAUCCUGAAAUGCCAAAUGUGAAGAUCUAUGACCUGCCUGGAAUAGGAAGCCCAAACUUCAAAGCAAAAAAAUACCUGAAAGACGUCAAUUUUAACACCUAUGAUUUCUUCAUUAUCCUUAACUCAGAGAGGUUCAUGGAGAAUGACAUCAUGCUGGCUAAAGAAAUAAGAAAACAGAAGAAAAGCUUUUAUUUUGUUCGUUCCAAGAUUGACAAUGACAUGUCUUCAGAGAAAAAGAAAAAAGGAUUUGAUGAGCAGAAGGUUCUUUCCAUAAUAAGAGAGGAUUGUCAGAAAAACCUGAAAGAACUGGGAGACCCCAAAGUUUUCUUGAUAUCGUCUUGUGAUUUGGAGAAAUAUGAUUUUGAAUCUCUUCAAAACACUCUCGAAGAUGAGCUUCCAGAACACAAGAAGUAUGCUCUUCUACAAGCCUGGCCAGUGUGUUCUGCUGCAUCUCUUGAGAAGAAGAUCAAUAUGUUUAAAUGGAUGAUCUGGGCUGCAUCUCUUGCCUCUGCUGCUGUAGCAGUUGUCCCUGUGCCUGGUGUAUCAGCAGCAUGUGAUGCAGGCAUGGUCGUGCUUUUCCUCACAAGGUGCUACUUUGCAUUUGGUUUGGAUGAUAGAUCACUGACAAGGCUUUCCAAAAAAGUUAACAAGCCCCACCUGAAAGAUCUGGCCCAAUCUAAAUUUGUUACUGCAAUCCGAGAAAAAGCACUGAUCAGAUUGCAAGCGUCUGCUGCGCUCGCUACCAUUUCUACUGUUGAAUAUUUGUUGAGUCUUCUUCCAGGUGUAGGCAGUGCUGCUGCUGCAGGAAUAUCCUUCGCUACCACUCAGUACCUCUUGAGAGAAGGAGUAAAUGAUCUGGCAAAUACGGCUCGAGUAAUCAGAAAUGAAGCUGGGAUUGCUUUUGUUCAUUGAUCUGUCCAGUAGAGCAUCUAAAGAUUUUCUGCCUCUGAGUAAAUGAGAUGAUGUAUAUUAAGAUAAUGUGCUGAUGCUGAGUUCAGCAAAAAAAUUAAAACAAAACUGUCUUCAUAAUAUUAAAAUAAUCUAUGCUAAUGUCCAAGCAAACUAUACACUGGAAUAUAUGAUCACUUUAAUUUGUUGCUGC